AGUAGCCAAAAUUCUCCGCCAUCUGCUUCAAGUCCUCUGCCUCGCGCUCCUCUUGACAAGUCAAGCGUUGGUUAGUACCGCUGGACCUCCUGGUGUCUGUUCUAGCAGUCUGAAGAUGAGGGUUGUGACGGUUCCGAUCCUUGAAGACAAUUACGCCUACCUCGUCAUCGACGAGGCUACCAAGAAGGCUGCCUGCAUUGACCCCGCAGAGCCCAAGGUGGUCCUCGAGGCGGCGAAGAAGGAGAACGUGGAGCUGACGCACAUCCUGACCACUCACGCCCAUUGGGAUCAUGCUGGGGGCAACGAAGAGAUGAAGCGACUAGUCCCCAACCUCGAGGUCGUGGGCGGCAAGGGCGAUCGCGCUCAAGCUGUCAUGCGCGAGGUAGGAGACGGUGACACUGUGCUGGUGGGCUCUCUGGAAGUGAAGGUGCUCUACACCCCCUGCCACACUGCAGGCCACGUCUGCUACUACCUUGAGCCCAAGGACGGGCCGCGUUGUGUCUUCACAGGCGACACCAUGUUCGUUGCGGGCUGCGGAAACUUCAACGCAGGAACGCCACAGCAGAUGUUCCAUGCUCUUGUCGAGAAGAUCGGAUCCCUGCCGCCCGACACUCUGGUCUAUUGCGGGCAUGAGUACACAGAGAAGAAUCUCAUGUAUGCUCAGACUGCCGAGCCCAACAAUCAAGCCAUCAAGGACAAGCUGGCGUGGGUGAGACAGCAACGGGCCCAGGGCAACCCGACGGUGCCAUCAACAGUCUCUACCGAAUGGCAGAUCAACCCAUUCCUCCGAUGCAGGGAGCAGACUCUCCUCGAGUACACGGGCAAGAGUGACCCCGUUGAAUGCCUGGCGGUCAUCAGAGCCAGGAAGAGCGCAUGGAGGCCGUAA
Guillardia theta CCMP2712 is the source of this 886-nucleotide messenger RNA. RefSeq lists its product as hypothetical. The coding region runs from base 116 to 886 and encodes 256 amino acids. Lineage: Eukaryota; Cryptophyceae; Pyrenomonadales; Geminigeraceae. Gene Ontology annotation, molecular function: hydroxyacylglutathione hydrolase activity. The record is from RefSeq and is a predicted model, not a curated record. The transcript is spliced from 4 exons.